CCUUUAUAGGGAAGACUAUUUAGUGGAGAAGAUUAAAAUCGUUGGCUGUACAUAUAUGGCAGCCUGUGGCUUGGACCCACGCUUCAUGGGGCGCAUCAACGAACGGUCAGGAAAUAAGCCAUCCGUUAUAACGGAGGUGUCACGCGCUCAACGUUAUCUGGCAUCCUCAAUAUCGAUUGCCGAAAAUCCGGCUGUACCCAAUGAGGAAGUGGUUUUUGUUUUAACUACAUUUGCAUUGGAUCUGCUGCGAACACUUUGGACGUGGCGCAAUGUCUACACAAAUAUACUUGAUCGUAGCCUGUUCACCGGAAAUAUGAAAAUYGGUAUAUCCUGUGGUGAGGUGAUGGCAGGAGUCGUUGGUGCUUCCCAGGUUCACUACGAUAUAUGGGGCACUCCAGUGAACAUGGCCUCGCGCAUGGACUCUACCGGUCUUUCUGGACAUAUACACGUUUGCGAAGAUACUGCCUACAUUUUGCGCAAAUUCGGAAUAGAAUGUGAUUAUCGUGGCUUGACAUUUGUAAAAGGUCUCGGGAUUCUACCAACCUAUUUUGUGGGCGUUAACGAAGAUCACGAGUUUANUAUUAUUUUUUUUUUAUUUAUUAUUAUAUUUUAUCGUUGUUUCAAUACUUUUGCCAAAUGUAUAUUUAGACUGCUUGGUGUCUUGGUAACUAACUCAUUGUGUUUUCCAUUCUCGCUUCUCGUUUUCGCCGCAGAUGAGGAAAUCGACGUUGUCUCGCUGAACGAUAAGAAGUUGCCGACGAAUCCCUCGGACCGCGAUCGACGCGUCCUCCAGACAAAGGUGGCCAACAAAAUCUCGAGCGACAAUCGCAUCGUGGCCCAGCGCUCGUCCAGGCGCUAUGAGCUGCCCUAUACGCCGGCUAGCAGCAGCCCCGUUAAGUCUGUGGCCAACUCUCGCUACCCGUCGCCCUCGAGCACGCCCUACCAGGGCUCAGGCGCAGUGGCAGCCACCUACUCGCCCGAGAGCAGCAGCAGCAGCGACUGCUUAAGUCCGCCCUGCGUCAUUGGCGUGGCCCCCAUCGGCAAGAAGAACCGCAAGCGCUUCUACAUGCCCGACUGCAAUGAGUUCUUGCUGGCGGCGGCCAAGCGCCAGCCACGUUCCUAUUUGCUCUCCAAACAGCGCCCCCGGAAGCGUGGAAAAUUCAGCUCAAACGGCUUCGAUGCCAAGGACGUCCGCAGCGUCAUGUCGAAUGGCAGCAACUGCCCCAGCCUUAGCACCAUCACCAGCAGCAACAGCAGCCUCAGCAACGUCAGCAGCAGCAGUAGCAGUCACAUCCAUAGCAUCAACAGCAACGCGCUGAAACGUCAUCUGAGCGUCGACGAGGCGGAUACGAUUGAGAAGCGUAAUCUGCAUAACGAUAUGGAGCGCCAGCGUCGCAUUGGACUUAAGAAUCUGUUCGAGGCACUCAAGACGCAAAUACCCAACAUUAGGGACAAGGAGCGUGCGCCCAAGGUCAACAUCUUGAGGGAGGCGGCCAGGCUCUGCGAGCAGCUGACCAGCGAGGAGCGGGACCUGAACGUCAAGCGUCAGCUGUUGAAGGCUAAGCUCAAGCAGCAGCAAGAGCUGUUGGCGCGUCUGCGCAUGAGUCUGAGUAAGAAUGCUGCUGAAUGAUGAUAGCCUUAAGAGAGUAAGAGAAAGAAGAAGGGCAAAUGAGGGGAAUGGAAGCAAGCGCGGGUAAGAUAGGACUACAAGUGAAGAACGUGUUUGCAAGCAAUCCAUGUUUAGCGGUAACUAUCGAUAGACCGAUAGAUUGAUAAAUCGGUAACGACGACAGUUUGAGACCGAUGUAGAGAGAGAGAGAGAAAGAGAGAGAGAGAGAGAGUAGUCGCAAACUGACUACGAUUUUUUUUUUUUU
Drosophila arizonae is the source of this 1874-nucleotide messenger RNA. Its product is annotated as adenylyl cyclase X E-like. Lineage: Eukaryota; Metazoa; Arthropoda; Insecta; Diptera; Drosophilidae. Gene Ontology annotation, biological process: adenylate cyclase-activating G protein-coupled receptor signaling pathway; cyclic nucleotide biosynthetic process; intracellular signal transduction. Gene Ontology annotation, cellular component: plasma membrane. Gene Ontology annotation, molecular function: adenylate cyclase activity. The record is from RefSeq and is a predicted model, not a curated record.